UGCCACAAACCAGCGAGAUCCCUCAGAUCGUCAAGUCAGCUUCUUUUGGAGGUGUCAAGGGCCAGAUUCAAACUCUGGGGAGGUGGUACUUUUGCUGGUGAAGCCCCUAAACUGCAGUUCAUGAACGUUCCUGUGCUGGUCAACAACCUGGGUUUACUGGAGCAGCUGGCGUACUGGAAGGUGUCUGCUCCGUGCUCUGCAGCGGGCUACAAUCACACCGUGAAGAAACACAGCUCUAGGUUCUUCUCGCCCAACGGGCUGCUGAGGGAAGUCAAUGAAGUGAACAAGAUGAAUGAGUCUCUGCAGUCGGAGCUGCAGAAAGUGUGCAGAGACGUGGAGCAGAGUGAACAUCUUGUGGAGACGCUGCAGGCCGAAGUGUCAGCUCUCAGGAGGCGAGUCAGAGAGAAGAGGCAGAGCAGAGCGGGAGGAGAGAGCGAUGACGGUGCAGCUGAACCGAAGAGCAACCUGCUGCUCCACGAGGCCAUCAGAGCUCUGUUCGCCAGCUCGCCUCUGUUCCACUCUCAGACUCUAACCCUGGAGGCCUUUGCCGUUCCCGCCGUGUGCUGUGGCUCCGAGCAGGACGACACAGCAGCACUGCUCUCAGACACACACUCCCUGCUGACUCCCAGCAGAACAAACUGUCGGAAGAGGCUGAACGAGACGUCGCCGGGGAGGGGGAGGAAACGCAGGAAGAGCUAGUCCUGAUGUGAACGUCACUGUAGGAAUGAAGUGGCCAGGUGGAAUAAUGAGCCAUGUUUGUGUUGAAGGUUAAUCUCCAGCUUGUUUUUAGCCAGUUCUCAGCUCUUCACUCACAUUUUAACGUCACUGAACAGGCUUGUUACUGUGGGAACCAGUGAAACUGUACAGCUUUUGAUAUGUUUGACAAUUCUUUAAAAUGUUUGAUAAAAUGUUGAGUUGUUAAAAAUGUGUUGUGAUCAUCAGUGAGAAGUCUGUAAAUCCA
This is a messenger RNA of Monopterus albus (swamp eel), 961 nucleotides long. It is a transcript of the gene abraxas1, whose product is annotated as abraxas 1, BRCA1 A complex subunit. The transcript is spliced from 5 exons. The annotation marks the transcript as partial. Gene Ontology annotation, molecular function: polyubiquitin modification-dependent protein binding; microtubule binding. Gene Ontology annotation, biological process: protein K63-linked deubiquitination; mitotic spindle assembly; attachment of spindle microtubules to kinetochore. Gene Ontology annotation, cellular component: nucleus. The record is from RefSeq and is a predicted model, not a curated record. Lineage: Eukaryota; Metazoa; Chordata; Actinopteri; Synbranchiformes; Synbranchidae.